AUGGCUGCAUCGUAUCUUCCUCUGCCUGCAUCCUGUGAUAUGUAUUGUUUUUCGCAGGAUCAAGCUUCCAAUGACCAGUUUGGUUUUAAUAUAUGUUGGGCCAGGCUUCAUAGUCUUGGAUAUGGCAUUUCUAUAUCUGAAGACGGUGCCUGUGACUCAGAUGUAUCUGAAUUACUGGUGAAGCCAGUGCAGUUAGUAAGAGGAGAUGAGUUGUUAGACCAUGAAUUUGUCAAUAUUUUGCAUGCACUUCAGGUCAUCCAUUUCUAUUGUUGGCAAGGAUCUGCCUUAAAGACCAAGGCAUUGAAUGUGCACACGAACGUGCUAAAACUUUCAGAUAAGGACAAGGAGAAAAUCAACUGUCUGAAGUCUGUACUUUUGAAUGAUGAAGAUUUGGUAUUGAAGGUUUUUGGGAGUAUGCCUUUGGAAGAAAAUGGAGGCAUUUACUUUGACUGA
Arachis stenosperma is the source of this 453-nucleotide messenger RNA. RefSeq lists its product as uncharacterized. The transcript has 2 exons. NCBI's taxonomy places the organism in Eukaryota, Viridiplantae, Streptophyta, Magnoliopsida, Fabales, Fabaceae. The record is from RefSeq and is a predicted model, not a curated record. The coding region runs from base 1 to 453 and encodes 150 amino acids.